This is a messenger RNA of Nematolebias whitei (Rio pearlfish), 2227 nucleotides long. Its product is annotated as RAS guanyl-releasing protein 2. The record is from RefSeq and is a predicted model, not a curated record. Gene Ontology annotation, molecular function: calcium ion binding; guanyl-nucleotide exchange factor activity. The coding region runs from base 116 to 2227 and encodes 703 amino acids. Gene Ontology annotation, cellular component: plasma membrane. Gene Ontology annotation, biological process: Ras protein signal transduction; positive regulation of GTPase activity. The transcript is spliced from 18 exons. NCBI's taxonomy places the organism in Eukaryota, Metazoa, Chordata, Actinopteri, Cyprinodontiformes, Rivulidae.
AGUCCUCAAAGUGUUCCAGAAGCGCUGCAGCUGCACGGGACGGUCCAAACUCUGAAGUGAGCUUUGCAGGAGUCAGACCAUAUUGGAGGAAACUGGAAAGACAGAGGAGGAAACGAUGGAGUCCAUAAUGUCGGAGCAGUCAGCCACGGUGGACGAGCUGGUGGAAGCGUGCAUCCAAGCCUUUGAUGAGAACGGCACUUUGAAGGAUGCUUCCUUGGUUCGCAUGUUCCUCAUGAUGCACCCGUGGUACAUCCCAUCCACUGAGAUGGCUAAGAAGCUGGUGGUCAAAUCUCAAGAAGAGAGCUGCACUGAGCGUCGGACAAGAAUAUGUCACCUUGUCAAGUACUGGAUUUCUGAGUUUCCAGCGGAGUUCAAUCUCAACCCCGAGCUUUCGGAGCAGAUGAAAGACUUUAAAGACCUUCUGACCACCGAGGGCAACGAGCGCCAGAGUCAGCUCAUCGACCUGGACAGCGUGCCAUCAUAUAAAUGGAAACGGCAGGUGACUCAGCGUGUCCCUUCCAUGUCCAAAAAAAGGAAAAUGUCCCUGCUGUUCGACCACCUCGAUUCCUGUGAGCUGGCUGAACAUCUGACUUUCUUGGAGUACAAAUCAUUCUGCAAGAUCCUGUUUCAGGACUACCAUGGCUUUGUGAUGCAUGGCUGCACAGUGGAUAACCCCAUCCUAGAGCGCUUCAUCACCCUCUUUAACAGUGUCUCCCAGUGGAUCCAGCUCAUGGUGCUCAGCAAGCCAACCGCCCCACAGAGAGCCGCCGUCAUCUCCCAUUUCAUCAGAGUGGCACAGAAGCUGCUGCAGUUGCAGAACUUUAACACGUUGAUGGCGGUGGUGGGCGGCCUCAGCAACAGCUCCAUCUCCCGUCUCAAAGACACCCAGAGUCACAUCAGCGCAGAGACCAACAAGGUUUUUAACAACCUAAUCGAGCUGGUGACCUCGUGUGGAAACUACAGCCAGUACCGCAAACGCUUCUCCGAGUGCUUGGGCUUUAGGUUCCCUAUUCUCGGAGUGCAUCUGAAGGACCUGAUCGCUGUGCACGUGGCACUGCCGGACUGGGCUGACAAAGAGAAGACACGAGUGAACCUGGCAAAAACUCAGCAGCUGUACGCCAUCCUUCAGGAGCUAGCACUCAUCCAGAACACACCUCCGAGCAUAGACGCAAACACAGACCUGCUCAACCUGCUCACGGUUUCUCUGGACCAGUACCACACUGAGGAGGAGAUCUAUCAGAUUUCUCUACAGAGGGAACCUCGUAAACCCGUGCAGAACUCCAACCCAACCCCCCAACCUGAACCCAAGACCACGGUGAUUGAUGAAUGGUCUGUCUCAGUGAAACCCAAUGCCGACCCAACCAUCAUCAAGAAACACAUAGAGAAGAUGGUGGAGUCGGUUUUCAAGAAUUUUGACACAGAUGGUGAUGGCCACAUCUCCAGGGAUGAGUUUGAAGCCAUCAGGAACAACUUCCCUUACCUCAGCAAGUUUGGAGAACUGGACAAGAACCAAGAUGGGAAGAUCAGCAGAGAAGAGAUGGUAGACUACUUUAUGAAAGCCAGCUCUCUGCUUAACUGCAAGAUGGGCUUCAUCCACACAUUCACAGAGACCACCUACUUCAAGCCCACAUUCUGCGACCACUGCACUGGCUUAAUGUGGGGUUUUUACAAGCAAGGCUACAAGUGUAAAGCCUGUGGGGUGAACUGCCACAAGGCCUGCAGAAACCACCUGGCUCUUGAGUGUAGGAAGAGGACAAAGAGCAUCAGCCACGAGACACCACCCGGACUCCAGGCCAGGUCCUAUAGCUUCCCCCCACCUGCCAACACUCCCCCCAGCCUGCAGAAUACAGGAGCGGUGGACCAACAAAGAUCACUCUUAAGAGCAAGGUGUGGAAUAGUCUGCGAGGUCACAAAGGACCCCAGGAUGGUGGUGAAGACCUACAUGGAUAUGGAUCAGGACUCUGAAGAAGAGAAGCAGCAGUAUCUUGGCCUGGCACUCCAUCUUGCCUCAGACUUCUUCCUAAGGAACCCCAAUAAAGACGUGCGACUGCUGGUGGCCUGCUGUCUGGCUGAUAUCUUCAGGAUUUACGCUCCUGAGGCACCAUACACCUCCCACGAUAAACUAAAGGAGAGCUUUAACCACAUCCCAGUUGAAGUGGGGGAUAUUGAGUUCGAGAGGGCCAUGUUCAAUGCCUCAAUUGUUGAAGUGGGCAAGUGGCUGCCUUGA